Messenger RNA from Leptomonas pyrrhocoris, 1632 nucleotides. RefSeq lists its product as hypothetical. Lineage: Eukaryota; Euglenozoa; Kinetoplastea; Trypanosomatida; Trypanosomatidae. The transcript has a single exon. The record is from RefSeq and is a predicted model, not a curated record. The coding region runs from base 301 to 1632 and encodes 443 amino acids.
GAAAUUAAGAAAAGUCGUGCCCCUCUUUGUUGCUGUUGGUUGCAGCAGCCAUCACUUUCUCUCUCUUCUAGAUAGAUAGAUAUAGCACGGCGUCUCUUGGUGGCAGCAGCGACAAAAGAAGGCAGUUUUCAGCUUUACACACGGAAGCUCCCUCUCCCGUUCGGAUUGUGUGGAGAGUGUAGGUGUAUCUAUCCAUCACUGCGCAUCCGUCAAGAACCGAACCCGCUCGCCACUUUGGCUCCGUAAAAACCACAACUUUCUUUCCCCCCAAAAAAGGUACAUUUCUCUACAGCUUAGAAGAUGAGCUCCAGCGAGACCCGUGCGGAGCGGCUGCGUCGCGUCAACCGCCAUAAGGCGUUGCAGGCCGAACUCGCACGCCAAAAAGAGGAGGAGAACUUUGCUGCGAUGCGGGAUCGCAAGGUGCGCACGGCCGCUGCGGAUGAGGCCCUCGCCGCGGAGUUGGCAGAGCAGCAGCGGCUGGAGUUGAAGGACAAGAAGAUGCUUCAGCUCGCCAGUGAGUUCCCGGAGGUGCGUGCACUGCAAGACGAGUUGAACCACGCGUACCUGCGUAAAGGACGUGCCGAGCAGGUCACGGACCGCAGCGCCGCCAUCGCGGAGGCGGCCGCCGAGCAGAAGCGCUAUCUCGACUACGUAGCUGAGGAAGACCGACGCGCGAAGGAGGAGGAGGAGAAGAAGAAAAUGGAGGAGAUGGAGCGCUUCCAGCGGCACCAAGAGGCGCAGUUAGAGCUCAUCCGCCAACACCGCGAGGCCGCCCUUCAGAAAGCGAAGCAGCGGGAGCAGGAGCGCAUCGCGGUGGACGCGGUGGUGGCCCGGGUGCAGGAGCAGGACUUUCUCGACUCCCUCGCCCGCCGCGACAAGCAGCGCAGGAUGAUGCAGGAGCAGGACGAGUUUGUGCGCCUGCGCCAAGCCAUCAAGAAGGCGGAGCAGGACCGGGAGGCGAAGGAGGAGGCCGCCAUUCGCGCCUACCUCGAUGAGCAGUCCCGUAGGCGCGAGAUGAGCGACAAGAUGUCACGUGAGCGCGAUGCCGUCAAGGCGCGUAUCCUCGAAGAGCAGGGCCGGCGCAUCGCCGAGGAGGAGCGCAAGAAGAUCGAGCUCGAGACGCUGCUUCAGGAGUACUACGAGGAGGAGCGGCUGGUGAAGGAACAAACGCUGCGACAGGCAGAGCAGGCGAGCCGCGACCGCAUGGCCGCUGCCAUCACCCGCGAGAACCAGCAGCUCAUCGAGCAGCGCCGCCUGGCGAGGGAGGCCGAGGCAGCAGAGGAGCUGCGCUUCCGUCAGCAGGCGAUGGAGCAGCUGGCCGCCGAGGCAAAACUGGAGCAGUACAACAAGCAGAAGCAGGCGCAACUCAAGCAGCAGAUGAUUGCCGAGGUGCAGCAGCGGAUGGAGGAGCGCCAGCGCUUGAAGGAGAAGGAAAAGGAGCUGGAGCGGCAGGUCGAUGCGCAGGCGAGGAAGAGGGAGGAGGAGAUUCAGGAGUACAUCCGCCGCGCUCGUGCGCAGCUGUUGGCGGAGCACCUGCCAAAGCUCGGCUCGUACGCCCCGGUACGUGCGCUUCGCGAGGAGGAGAAGGCACGGUUCUUCCCGCAGAUGAAGCAGGCCAGCCCUCAUCCGUAG